Aspergillus glaucus CBS 516.65 is the source of this 825-nucleotide messenger RNA. Its product is annotated as YggS family pyridoxal phosphate enzyme. The transcript has a single exon. The record is from RefSeq and is a predicted model, not a curated record. The coding region runs from base 1 to 825 and encodes 274 amino acids. Lineage: Eukaryota; Fungi; Ascomycota; Eurotiomycetes; Eurotiales; Aspergillaceae. Gene Ontology annotation, molecular function: pyridoxal phosphate binding. Gene Ontology annotation, cellular component: intracellular anatomical structure.
AUGAUAACCCCCGCUUCCUCCACCCGCACAACAACCCUCCUCAACAACCUCUCCGCCGUGACCUCCCGCAUCUCUGCCGCUGCCGCGUCAACAUCCACAUCAUCCGCAUCCACCACACCACCAACAAAGACAACAAACCAACCCCGCCUCAUCGCCGUCUCCAAACUCAAACCUGCUUCGGACAUCCUAGCCCUCCACUCCCCUCCAACCUCCCACCUCCACUUCGGCGAAAACUACCUCCAAGAACUCCUCGAAAAGUCCCGUCUCUUGCCACCGACUAUUCGAUGGCAUUUUAUCGGCGGAUUGCAGUCGAAUAAAUGUGUGCUGUUGGCGAGGGAGGUGAGAGGGCUAUGGGCGGUUGAGAGUGUGGAUUCGGAGAAGAAGGCUUCGUUGUUGGAUAAGGGGUGGGGAGAGAGAAAAUAUGUAGGUGAGGAUGAGGAGAAGAAGGAGAGGAAAUUGAGGGUGUUUGUGCAGGUGAAUACGUCCGGGGAGGAGAAUAAGGCGGGUAUUGAGCCGGAUGCUGCGCCGGGACUGUGUCGGUUUAUCAAGGAUAAGUGUUCGCGGUUGCAGUUGCAGGGUGUUAUGACUAUUGGGGCGAUUGCGCGGUCCAAGGCUACAACGCCGGAGAAUGAGAAUGAGGAUUUUAUCUGUCUGCGCGAGACGAGGGAUAAUAUUGUCAAGGAGUUGGGGUUGGAAGAGCUGGAGUUGAGUAUAGGUAUGAGUGAGGACUUUGAGGGGGCUAUUGCGCUGGGUAGUGAUGAGGUUCGUGUUGGAACGACUAUCUUUGGGGAUAGGCCGCCCAAGUCUGAGGCUAGGGUUGUUUGA